AUGAACGCACAACGAGUUGGCCUCCGGGCCCUACGGCAAGCCGCCGUCAAGAAGCCUAAUGCCCUUUUCUUCGAGAACCUCCCUCGCCUUGCCCUGGGUACGAAUGCUGCAAGCCUACAGACCAGAAGCGCAUCAACCCAAAAGCUUUCCGAGACCGACGCUCAAUCCCUACUCGCGGCACAACGACGCCAGCGCCCUGUAUCUCCUCACCUAGCAGCCUAUGACUAUAAACAGACGUGGUUUGGUGCCUCAAUCUGGACGCGUAUCACCGGGCAAUCUCUUAGCGUGUCCUUCUACGCCUUCUCGCUAGCCUACUUAGUUGCUCCUCUGACCGGUUGGCACAUCGAAUCCGCUACACUAGCCUCAGCGGCCGCCUCUCUUUCCCCCGCUGUCCUUGCCGGCCUCAAGACCAUUGCCGCCUGGCCCUUCUUCUUCCACUUCGCAAACGGUUUCCGUCAUCUCACCUGGGACAUGACCUACGGCUUUAAGAAGGCAACUAUCCAGCAGACCAGCUAUACGGUCUUGGGUGCUAGCUUAGUCGCUACCCUAGGUGCUGUUUUCCUACUAUGA
Molecule: messenger RNA, 570 nt
Organism: Daldinia childiae
Lineage: Eukaryota; Fungi; Ascomycota; Sordariomycetes; Xylariales; Hypoxylaceae
Product: Succinate dehydrogenase cytochrome B subunit, mitochondrial
Exons: 3
Coding region: 1-570 (189 amino acids)
Biological process (GO): mitochondrial electron transport, succinate to ubiquinone; tricarboxylic acid cycle
Cellular component (GO): membrane
Molecular function (GO): electron transfer activity; succinate dehydrogenase activity
Source: RefSeq, a predicted model, not a curated record